AUUUGUUGUUGUGGAUGACUUCGCGGAAGAAAGUCCUUGUUUACAAAUCCUUGUUGAAUCGCCAGGUUUGUUGAGUUACUUAUUUCUUUUGCUACAUUGUCUGUUAUAGCUCUAAUGGAUAUUUUAUUUACGUAUUUGAAGUCUACUUUACUCUAAAGUACGUUGCGUCAGUUACUCUCUGUCACUUGUCAUGAAUCGAUCAUCAAGCUAAUUUUCCGCCCGUUAUUUAAGUCUCAAGUCAAUGCUUUGUUAUGUUUGUGCCUUCUAUUAUUUAAUCUCUAUCUCAUGUAAUCUUCACGCAAACAACACACCACAGAAUAUCACACACGUUUAAACAAUGUGCAUAGCGGAAGUGCGUUGUCACAUUUGAUUUGAAGUAAACAAGGGAGACAUCCUUCAUAGAGAGGAGAAGUGUGACGUCACGUUAGCAUGGUAGGAAAAUUUUUGGAUCCCAACAUUAAGCAACGUCGAGGGUGACGGUAACGAAAACGGGAAAAAAGCAAUAAGUUUAGAUAGCAAAACAACAACUUUGCAUGUGCAUCACGCUUUUUUGUAUAUUUCUUAACUGUUGUUGUACGACUACAAUGUGAAACUUCCUAAUUUCACGCACCUGCUUUAUAAAGUAGUUGAAAACAACACAUUUUUUUUUCUUUUUCUAAACUGAAAUAUGGUCCCAGUACUCAACACUAACUUGUUUGGACACUAGUAGCUAGGCAGUGGGCUAUCAAGUGAAUUAAAUCACUAGCCAACGAGGACAAGUCACUGGUCAAAGAAAAAAAGAAAGCCCCCCAAAAAUAUACCCAGUGUGGGUGUGGAAACACUAUUUCCUUCCAGUGUCUAGUCUCCUUCGUGUAUCUUGUUUGUUUUCAGUUCUUUAUAAAUACAGUCAAUACAUUUUUAGAAAGUCCAACUUUAAACUGGUAAAAAAAAACAGAAAUUUUCUGUUUCUGCGAUAAAAGCAUAGUUGCAAUUUGCUAAUCUGCUUAGCGCUACUGUUUGAGUCCACACACUGCUACAAGCUCCACAAGAAAUUUUUCUGCUAAUGAAUCCCAGCCAAGGAUAUGUUUCUUUCAACCUUUGGGGAUCUAGAAAACGAUGACCUGCAUCUCUUUCUCUUCAUGCUGUGUGUGGUCCUUUGGAAACAACAAAAAUCUGCGUAAGAAUCAUUGGCCAUUGAAGGAUGCUUUCUCGUAGAUGCGCGAAAAAAUUUCAAAAUGGGGUACCUGUGAUGGAGUUCACCCAGCCCAGGCAUAAUUCCAUUUCCAACAUGGCAUUCGUUUUGCAAGUCAAUCAUACAGUUAGGUUUUACAUUUAAUACUCCAGGUAAAGAAGGGUAAAGAAAACCUAAGUAAAUCUAUUGAUCUGUUUCCUAGCUGCAAAUUAUUGCAAGUUUAUUGAGUAUCAAUUAUUAUCUUAACCGAUUUGUUUUAAUUUGUUUUUCUUUCCAAUUAGAGUAUUGCAUAGAGUUAUUGCAUUCAUCCAUCAAAAUGAUGUCCAGAUCGAUUUUUGCCAGACUACCUCAGACUUCUUCCACUGAGCAGUUCUCAAGUCCUCUGAUGAAAGUGCUUUGGAAAGUAAUGAUGGUAGCUGGGUGAGGAAAAAAUUAGAUUUUUUGAAUUAAUUUUACUUUUGGACUAAUAAAUCUUGGUGAAUAUCAUACAGUAAACACCCCUGUAUAAGAACCGUGGUUGUUUUUUUCCUACAACAAACAAGGUUAUAAAAAGUACAUGUGUAAUGAAGACAACUAAAAUUUUCCAUGUACCGAGUACAUGAGUUGUCAUAACGUGUAUCGCAAGCAGUAACUGGCUGAAAUGAGGCUUUUUUUCCUUUUGAAUUUUCAUAAUAUGUAGUUAGGCUGGAAUUAAUAUCAGCGAAAGCAGUCUAAACAAUUUGGGUCAUCCCACAAAAAUUUUGGCAAAGCAGGAAAAAUCAAUGCCAUAGAGGAAAAAUAUAAAUAUAAAAAUUUUAUUUAUUAAUUAACAUCCAUGAUGUUCUUCACAACAAUAAUGACUACAGUGUUCUAAAGAACUGCAACUUAAAUAUUCCAUGGAAUAAUUAUUAAUAAAGUUUGUUUAUGACUCAUCUAUUGGCAGAGUUGUUAUCUAUGGCUCACAUGCAAUACUGAUCAACUUGUGUAAAAAUGACCAAGGAAAGAUUCCAUUCAGCUCAGCAUCAGUGGUGUUGUUAAGCGAAGUUAUCAAGGUGUGACAUGAGAGUAACUAACAGUCAACUCCCUUCGCCGGUGAUGAGCAAAUGUCUGCAGUAUACUAUAGCUUAACCCUUUAAGUUCCAAGUAUGGCAAAAAACAAUUUUCUCCUUACAAUGUCCAUACAUAAACAUUAGAGAAUAGGUUUUGAGAGUAAAUAAGGUGAUCACCAAAUGGAAAAUGCUUUGAUCUUUCAUCAAGUUCUCUCAAACUAUUUUUAGGAUAUGUAUGGAUACCGCUCUGGAGAAGAAUUUCUAUAAUUGAUGUUGGGUCUUAGAGGGUUAAGAGUUUGUAAAUACAAUUGUAUAGUAGCAGCGCAUGAGGUGCCAGAUAAGGAAUUUUUUCAGAAACUUAAGUACCUUCUAACUGAGAAACUUAAGUCCCAGCAUCAUUGGAAAUUCCCUCUUCACUGAAUCAGAAGUUCAAGGGAAUUCCGAUUAAAGCUUCUUACUGGGCGGGCACUAAGCUAAAAGUGAGUACCUUGGAAAUCCCUCCAAUCGUCACAGGUUGUAAACUUUUCCUAAAGUAUAUAAUUAUCCAUUUCUAAUUGUGUUGGCAAUUAUGGAGAAUUUAUCAUGGGAGCACACACUUAACUGACUGUUUAUUACUUGUUUUAGUUUCUCUUUUCAGUGAUACUUCUACUGCCUGAGAUGUGGCGUGGUACUGUACACUAUCCACCAAUAAAAACAGUGGUUUUCUUCUCUAUCCCUGCAUUUCUUUACUGCAUAAGUAACAACACUGCUGUUCAUGUGCAGGUUUACUUGGAUCCAGCCAGCUUCCAGGUACAUUCAUGUACUCAAUUGCUUUGUUACUACACUUUUCAACUGGCAACUUCACAUAAUUAUAUAAUUCUUUGUACCCCAUUUUAACAAUGGGGAGGAGAGUUAGAACCAUGUAAAUGCUAGAAAACCGGGAAGAACAUGUAAAUGUUGCAGGUCAAAUUACAUUCAGGUUUAAAUUUUAACCUAGGGUGAUUUUUGAAUAAUUACAAUUGAGGUUAGGAAACAAAGAAGAUUGAGAAUCAACCUAGCAUAGACAAUUUCAAACUGAAUUUAACUUUGACUUGUUACGUUAAACAUGGCCUUUUUUCUGAAAAUGCAAGCAGUGGGAGUGUUUUCUUCUUGGGGUUAGGAUGCUGGUUAGGUUGUCUUCCAUGAAACGAGGUGAAAGUUACUGCAGUGGUUGUGGUGUGAGGAUGGUAUUGUGUGGCUGCAGGCCAGUCAAUGACUAUGCAAACAUCACCCUGUAGUGUCUAACCUGAGGUGCCUGUUUUCUUAGGGAGAAAGGAGAAAUCUCAAGGAUGUGUCUGAAAGGGAGAAAAGGCUCUCCCCUUCGUACUUUCCCCUGGCUUGAUAAUAACUGGCACCUGCUACAGUUAAGAGUUGGCCAUCAGUUUUUGGGGGAGGUGCUCUUAAUUUUGUCAACCAUUUAUACAGCUACAUUUUUGGAAGAAGAAGUACCGUCACACUGCUUACUUUUGGAAACUAACAUAUUUAACAUACCAAAGCGGGGGGGGGGGGGGGGAGAGUUAGAUUGGGAAGAGAAAAACCCUUCAAAAGCUAGAGGCAUGACAGGCAACAUGCAAAUGUAAUGGCCUGACUUUAAGGGAAAAACUGUAAAAAAACACGUGAAACCCUGCAAAGCAAUUAGGGAACCCCCACAUAUCUCUUACGAGAGGCUGCUAGCCAGCCUUGGUGGUGAGUUUAACUUAGCCUUAAUUUCAUUCAGCCACAUUUAAAAUGCAUCAACAGAGAUGAGAGUGGAUAGAGGUGCCUGUGAGGCUGGCGGAGCCUGGAAGUGCCGCCAAGUGCAGUGCAUAACCUUGGCAACCUCCUAAGAGUGGCGUCCAUUCAAACUCAGAGUUUGGUUGUGCUUGGAGAACACAGGGCUGGCCAACAGGGUGGACAAGGGGCCAAAAGCCCCCCCCCCCCUUCCCCCAAUAUAGGGUCCUGGCGAUACAAUGAUAAGCAACAAGAUCUUGAUGCCUAAACUUAGAGCGAAUCAAUUUUCUAAACACUCCGAGGGAAGACAAAUUCCUUAUUAUUAUUUUUGUUUUUAACAGGUGCUAUGUAAUUUCAAGACAGGAAUUACUGCAAUUUUGUAUUGGCUCAUAAUCAGAAGGUACUGACUUCUCUUCAUUCCUGAAUGCUGGAAGUGAGACUUUUAGUAUUUGAAGAGGGAUUGUUUUUGUUUUAUGAGUAAUAAUAUUAUUCUGUAAGUUUUGUAGUGAGUAAAUAAUUUUAAUAAAUUGUGAAACGUCUCAACCUUUGAACAAGUAUGUAUUUCAUUGUUGUUUGAAAUGUUUGGUUUUGCAUUCCAGGAACAUCUCAGAGAAGCAAUGGACUGCUCUUGGUCUCAUCACUUUAGCAGGUUGCUUUAAUAGGUUAGUCCAUACAGUAGUCCAUACAGGAGCUGUCAAUAGAAAAUUGUCUUCCAAGUCAAAUUAAAUCCAGAAAUUUUCAUCCAGCCAAAGUUGUAAGAGACAAAGCUUUAUGCUGUUUAUAGACAUGCAAGCUUCUCAACACAGAGCACUCCCUCUCUCUCUGUCCAGGUGGGAUGCUUGCCUUGUUCCUGUACGGCGUCUUCCCAGGCCUUCUCGGUCAAUGCAUUUCGGUGACAUAUCCGAAUCCGAGACGUAUCUCAAAAACUUGCUCGGGCCAAGUGACCCGAAACGCAUAGGCCGGGUGGCAUAAUGAGGCCUAGGGACUAGGAAGUGGGAUCUCACUUCUUCAAAUACUUUUUCUAUCCAGCAGUAGUGAUAAUACCUUAUUGGUAUUCAAUUUCGCGAUUUUUGUGAGGCAGUAUUUUGCGGGUUUUUUCUUUCAGAAAUUUCUAGAUAAACUGGAACAAGCAAAACACAUAUUUAUAACGUGAUUUUUAAAACUGGAAUUAAGCAAAACCCAUUUUUGAAAAUAAAAUUUUUAGUGUGUUAACUCAGGAGCCGAUUACUAGUACUCGACUCCUGGUUAACUUUAUCUCACAACAGAAGAUACAAAAUGGAACUGGUGUAUCUGUUGAUAGAUUUCCCAGAUAGUGUACGCACAUAACAUCUUCAAUUUAUUAGCCUAGGGACCCAACCAAAUACUUUCGCUUUCAUUUAAAUCCUACACAACCCUGCGUGGUAUUGUCUAGUUCGGGUACAUUCCUCUGAUGGGUUUAAAAAAUGUUUCUCUCAGCUAUGGAGGAUUGCAAACAUCGCAGGAUAUCAUUCAAGUACGGAACAACUCCACCAAUGUUGCGAGACAUGUAUAUGUCACAGUGACUGGUCUCCUGCUUAUGGUGUUUUACUGCACAAUGUCCGGCUUAGCUGGCAUUUCAACAGGUAAAUAUUCUCUAAAACACUUUGGAGCAACUUAAUUUUAACUAACAAAUUUUGAUUUGAACGAGAUAAAAAAAUCAGUUAACAGAAGUGGAAGUUUUUUUCGCGAAGUCAUCGUGAAGUGAAAGGUGGACUGUCUUGGUCCCAUGGAUUUGAAUUAGGAGUGAACAUUCAUCGAUCAUAAGUCACAAGUGGCUGACACAAAUAAAGAAACCUCAAUAAGCUCUUUGACUAAGGGACAACUCUCAAGGGCACCUAUUAACUUUCUUCAGUAAAAUAACCUUUCGAGGGAGCAAAUAUUGCCUAUAAAUUUCUAAAAACGCUUUCUCUAGAAUAAAAGGCUAAAAUAAAAAAUAAAAAAAUAAUAAUAAAAGGCUAAAAUAUUCUGGAUAACCGUUCCAUUCGUCUAAGACAUUCGGAGUUUUGCUACCAACUUACCUUCGAUUUUCGGAGUGCAUUUUUCACUUUUUAUUACCAAUUUAUUUGUUAAAAAAGGCCCCCUGGAAAUUUCGGUCUUAAGACAAAAUGCCCCCUAGAAUCUUCUUCUUCUAAGGGACGUACGGCGACGCCACAGCCUUGAACGUUCGGCCGUGCCCAUGAGGGUAGCUAACAGGUUUGGAUGAGACGAAAAAGCCGUUCGAGACAACCGAAGUUCCCCUAAGAGAUCCGAAGAGAUGAACAGUGUUAGUAGUGUUUAUGGCAGCUCGAAAUUGACCGAACUGGCUUCCAUGGCCUAGAGAAAACCAUUUGAGACACUUCUGACACAUUUGGAAACAUCUUCGUUCGUUGGGUGCCCUUGAGCUCUGCAAAGCAUUGAUAGGACAGUCUCCAAGAUUAACAGUUACUUUAAAAUGUCUACUGAGGUGGAGUGUGUUGUAUUAGUGAAAAAUUCUGUAAGAGGGGCUUAUAUGUAGUGCUAGAAGAUGGGAGUAGUUAAAAGGGACUUUGGAAAUGUGGUACAAUUCUUAUGAUACUGCCCUUACUAAUUAAAACAAUUCUUUUCGUUUAUUUUAUUUAGAGUACAUCCUGAAGAGACAGUAUAAGGUAUGUAACAUUGUUUUUUUUCUAUCCCUUUUUCGUAGCUAAGUUUCUCGCGUCAUGACAUUUAGUAAAGGCUAUAAAAACCACCAACAUGGCAUCAGCCAACUUUACGGAUACCUGCGUUAAUAAGGACACCCGUAUAUAACGGACAGUUUUGUUUGCCCCGACAAAAGGCUCAUAUGGUUUUUUCCAAAAUUAAUCCACUUAUUGUGGACAAAGGACACUUUUCUCUGUCCCGAGUCACAAACUCUUAUCGUCUACCCGCUUAUGGACUCUGGUUAUCUCCGUACUUUCUAACAAAAACGGCGAAUGACCUUCAAAAGUUUCUAUGUAACAUUACGUCCAUCUGACUCAGUCGAAGUAAAAGCUCUCUUAGAAAGUAAAGUCAUGGAUUCCACUGUCGUGUUUAAAAAAAUACUUACUGAAAGGUUCAAUGAUCGCGGGGUUUCUUUUUUUACAGUUGCGGUUAAGAAAUUAAUAUUUUUUUGGUAAAAUUGUCUGCUUUAAUCGUUAGAUCUAUAAACAUGCGUCUGUGACGUUUUUAUUUUUCUGAGAGCCUGCUUAAUACGGAGAGCCAAAUAAUACGGACACUGUGGUAUGUCCCUCUGGUGUCCGUAUUAACCGGGUUCCACGGUAAUAAUCCCUGAAUCUCAGUGUGAUUUGUUUUGUCAUGACCGCGGGGUUGCACUGAAACUAAUUUCUCUUAAUCUAUUCCCUACAACCUUUGAGUUACCGUAUUUAUUCGAAUAGGCGCCCAACCUCGAAUUAGCGCCCACCUCGAAUAAGCGCCCAUCCUUAAGGUGGAAAAAGUUAAUAAGCGCCCAGCCUCGAAUAAGCGCCCACCCCCACCCCACCCCACCUCCCUCUCACUCCCCCUCAAACUCAAAUAAGCGCCCACCCACUUCCCCCUACCACCCAAAAAAAGGAAUAAGUACUAAUAAGAGACUUUCCCGAAGACAGAGUUUUCUUCAGAGUGUUUUGCAGAAACCUUGCUUUGUUACAUCUUAUUACCAUUUACUGUUUUGUUGUAAAACAUACAUACUACACUUGUUGAAAAGGGUGAAAAUUUUAUAAGUGCCCAGCCUCGAAUAAGCGCCCACCUCGAAUAAGCGCCCCCUCUCAAGGUCCAAAAAUUUAAUAAGCGCCCAGGGCGGUUAAUCGAAUAAAUACGGUACGUAUGAAUUAUUGCUGCUUGUUUCUUUACUUUCUAAGAUCUCUCUGCACUUGCAAAACACUUUGAUGUACUUCUAUGGCAUGAUGUUCAACUUAUUGGCUUACUGCACAUCGGAUUCACAGCCUUCCGAUUCAUCUGCCGGUGAGUAACAACAAAAUGAACUUACCCCAACGGGUUAACGGUCAAGUCGCCCCAAAGUCAUCUCGAAACCAGAGUUAUGUCAUCCGAAUGCCGAGUUAUGUUCCCCGAAAUUUAGUCUUGUUCUACAACGUCCUAACAUGUUAUUACUGUAUACAUUUAUCGCGCUCGUUUCGUCUCAUCAAGUCUAAGAGAACGGGAUGUAUUACUCCUGUAUCGUGCGUGUUUCGCCUCAUCAAGGUUUAAAGCACGCGAUACAGUUGCACCUGAUUACACAUUUUUGGCGCUUGUUUCGUCUUAUUGUUGCUUAAAGAUCGAGAUACAUUAUACACACUUCUUUAUUUAUCCGUGUAGUACACCUGAUAAAAUUUCGGGCUGCAUGACUUUUGGGCGACUUGACUGUUUACCGCUAAACGUAGCAUGGCCAUGCGUGCAAGAUGUUUUAUACAUGGGGUUCAGUAACGUAUUGAAAACAAUUACAAGCUGUCAUUUCCUGACUUGAGCUUUUUUUCAGGGUUUUUCAGUGGCUAUUCAAAAUGGACUGUUGUCAUCGUUUUCUGUCAGGUAUGUUUGAACAAAUGUUGUAUUUGCCUAUAUUUGGGGGUGGCUUUAGCACUGCUACACAUGAAUGUCUGGCUUUAAGCUCUUCGUCACAUCGCGUUUCCACACCAAGUUUAGCUAAAGCGAAGCCAUUUCACCGGUUGACGCUGGGCUUUACGUCAAUACCACUGGUGUGACUUUUUUUGCAAGUGUUACUGGCCUAAGUUUCUCAAUAGCCUGCGAGCAAACUCUCCGGGAACGCCGGGAGAGUUUUCCUCGCAGGCUAGUUUCUCAAAUGCUAUUUUUUUUAAAUUGCAGGCCAUGAAUGGACUGAUCUUAUCAGCAGUGAUGAAGCAUUCGAGUAAUCUUAUUCGCUUACUUAUCAUUGCCUGUGCAAUGAUUGUCAACACGGCUUUGUCUAUGGCAAUAUUCUCACUCCAACUAAACCUCUACUUUAAUAUUGCAUUUAUCUUGGUUAUCUUGGCUUUGAAACUUUACCAUAGUUAAGCUACGAUAGACUGCUAAUUAGCAAAGCUUGUCCGCUGUAUAUGCCCAUCAGUUCUGUCAUAAGCCGGGACGGGUGGGGAGAAACUCUUCCUCACCCCCACUCGCGCUCAACAACCAAAAUUGUAAAAAAGAGUGAACGUACAAGACCCAAUUUCUGACUUUUGAUUUCCAAUUGUUCUUGUCACUCAAACUUCUUCAGAAAUUUACUUCGGCUGCAUUCGGAAAUCUUCGGGCGUCUUCGGAGAGGUUUGGGUCAUUGUCGGAAGUCCUCGCUUUGAUGAGAGGAUUAAAACUCUCAACCCUGUAAAGAGCAGUGUACAAUGAAGUGAAAUGUAACGCAAAGGAAGGACGAAUUGACAUUCCCUGCAUACCACAAUGUAUUCGUCUUUUGCAUUUUUCCCAUGUACUAUUAUUAAGAGCGACUCUCUUACUUAGAGGAAAUGAUGCUGUACAAUACCCAAUACAGUUGAAACUUGUCUGACAUCAUUGGUUGAUAUAAGUAAUACUGAACGUUUUCAGACUAAAUCAAUUUGUAUAUUAAAAAAGAUGCUUUUAAAAGUAAUUUCGAGCUAUCGCAACUGAUGUAAAUGCGUACUUUAUACCGUACUUAGUAUUUUUGAUCUUAGUUGAUUUAACCGCCGCAGGAUUAGCUCAGUCGGUAGAGCACUUGACUGCAGAGCGGAGGUCGCGGGUUCGAUUCCCGGGACCGGACCAACACUCAGGGUCUUAAAAUGACUGAGAAAUGAAGGUACUGCCUUUGCCCUGCAAAUGGCCAGACCCUCGCGUGGCUCGGAUGACCACGUAAAAUGGCAGUCCCCUCUCUAGUAGGAGACGUAAAAAUAGUGUCCCUAUUUAAUGCUUUCGUGCUAAUUACAUUGACACUCAAAUAAAGUGCAUUUUUUUUCUAGUUUUUAAACUUAGUUGGAG
Molecule: messenger RNA, 9852 nt
Organism: Porites lobata
Lineage: Eukaryota; Metazoa; Cnidaria; Anthozoa; Scleractinia; Poritidae
Source: the annotation of a GenBank genome assembly